UUACAAUGAUGGAAAACAUUGAUUAUAAUGAUUCUGAUAGUGAAUCUGUAGAUGAAAUUGAAAACUUUUCUAUUCUAAACUUCAAUAAUGAUACAUAUCAAAAUAUUAAGGAUAAAAUAUUACAACUAGAUGGCGAUGAUAAUAAAGACUAUAACUUUAAUAGUGAAAUAGAAGAAAUUAUAUUACAUGAUGAGUUAGAUGAAGGAUUUGAUAAAAUUAUACCAAAUAUUCCUGAAAAUAAAGAUAAUAAAUACACAUCUUGUAGUACUUGGGAAAUUGAUCAAUGUUAUGAGGCAGAUAGUAGUCAUCUACAUAGAAGGUAUAGUAAAGGAACUAGAGAAACAGACUAUAAUGAGAAACAUGAUGACUUAACUAGAGUUUUAGAAACAUUUGGAAAUUGGAUUCAGUUAGUAGCAAAAUCGGAUAAUAUAAUACAAAAACAACAGCUUAUCUGGUUAUUGUUGCUAGCAGUUGAGUCGUUAAAGCCUUAUUUGCCGCAAGAAUUGCUUUAUAAACCAAUAAAUCCAGAUCCUUCUAAACGAUUUGUUAUGCCGACUCUACUAAUUACUCAAAUAGCAUUUCAAUUAGCAAAAAUAGAUUUAAGUAUUAAAGCAAAAGCAGCAUCUUUAAAAGAAAAUGAUGAUAUUCAUCAAAAGGUUAUUGAAACCGUUGAAAUAGGAUGCAAAUUUGAUAAAUCAAAGAUAGUAAUUCUAAAACCCGGUCCGGCACCAAAUUCCAAUAAAAAUGCAUAUAAGACAUGUGAUAUAUUUUUAAAUGAUGUAGCAAAUACAGGAGUUAAUAUAAUCAAUAUUGCAUGUGAUGAAGCUAUUUUUCGAAGACUUAAAAAUUAUGAAAAUAAAGAUCUUACCGUUAAUAUUAUUCUUGAACAGUGGCACACUUCAAAAGAUAUGUACCAAGCCUUACUUGCAGCCUUUUCUGUAAUAGAUAUUGAUGAUCAUGUUGUACCAAAUCGACUUAAACAAACAUGGGCUUUAAGUGAACAGAUAUAUAACGCAUUUCAAAAUCCAGAUCCCAAUAGUCAUUCUCUUUUUGAUUACACAACCCAAAAUACUACGAAAGAAUUCUUUAAUAUGGAAACUUGUUAUCAACAUGGAAUAGAACGUAUGCAAAACCUUCUUGUGGAAGAAGUUUACUUGACUAAAAAAAAAAAAUCAAAGGGAAGAGGAAUUAAAAACUUGGUUAAGGAUUCCGUAGCGGCUUUAAAGCAACGAAAGAAGAAACAAAAAAAUACUCAAAAUGAGGAUAAUACUCAAAGUGAAGAUAAUGCUCAAAAUGAUAACGAUACUCAAUAUGAAGAUGAAUAA
Molecule: messenger RNA, 1325 nt
Organism: Dentiscutata heterogama
Lineage: Eukaryota; Fungi; Glomeromycota; Glomeromycetes; Diversisporales; Gigasporaceae
Source: the annotation of a GenBank genome assembly